Molecule: messenger RNA, 477 nt
Organism: Amaranthus tricolor (Joseph's coat)
Lineage: Eukaryota; Viridiplantae; Streptophyta; Magnoliopsida; Caryophyllales; Amaranthaceae
Product: probable WRKY transcription factor 38
Exons: 2
Coding region: 1-477 (158 amino acids)
Biological process (GO): regulation of DNA-templated transcription
Molecular function (GO): DNA-binding transcription factor activity; sequence-specific DNA binding
Source: RefSeq, a predicted model, not a curated record
AUGCUAAUCAUGGAAUAUUUCAAAUGUGUAUACAAAGAAGAUCAGAAAUGUCAAGCAACUAAACAUAUCCAAAAGAUAUCAGACAGUCCUACAAAAUACAGGAUCACUUAUUAUGCUGAUCAUACAUGCCACCCUGAUCCUAUAAACAAUACGUACAUAUCUAAUUUUGAUUUAGUUCAAGAAAAUGAUUGUACCAAUUACAUAAGUUUUGAGUCAAAAAACCCAAAAUCCAAACAAACCAUUAAUCAUGCAAUAAUUUCUCUAAAUUCAACACCAUCAUUUUCUCUUCCUACUUCAAAGUCUCUUGAUCACAUAUCAGCGACAACGACAACGACAAUGGAAUCAUCAAUAGUUCAUAUUGCAGACGUAUUUUCUCCAACGAUGUCAAUGAGCUCUGGUUAUGUUGGUAGUUCAGGUCAUACUGAUAUUUCAAUUUGGGAUUAUAUCGAUGUAGCAAAUUCAAAAUCUGAACCGUAA